Messenger RNA from Dissoconium aciculare CBS 342.82, 2032 nucleotides. RefSeq lists its product as uncharacterized. NCBI's taxonomy places the organism in Eukaryota, Fungi, Ascomycota, Dothideomycetes, Mycosphaerellales, Dissoconiaceae. The transcript has 3 exons. Bases 1 to 1686 code for a protein of 561 amino acids. The record is from RefSeq and is a predicted model, not a curated record.
AUGAGCUUUGACGCCGGCGCUCUCGCUCAGAUGAAUUUCAACGGAAAUGGUUUCCCGGCCGGUGGCCUUGGUGCUCCCUCUACCGGCUUUGGCACUCGUGGUUCGCGCUUCAACGCUAAGAGGUUGAGUGUCGCACUGCCACCGAAGGUCGCCUCCAUCAGCGAGAAUGCUGUGGAGAACCCGACUCCUCGCACUAGCCGCUCGCACCUUCUCGCUGGUCUUCGCACCCAGCCCAAGACUCCCGCUGUUCCAGCCUCUGCUCCGUACCACCAGACUCAGCAUUUGCCGCAGGGUUUGAACGCCUCGCAGUGGUCCGAUGCUCAGACCAGCAGACACCACCGUGGCAUGCCCCAGACUGCCACUGCAUCCAGUUUCGACUUAUCCGCUCAGCAAGCAAUGGGUGGUGCACGUCAGAUGUACUCCCUGCCAGAGCAGGUCUUGGCUCCACCUUCGGUCUACGACCAGGCAGAGGAGAUGGAUCCCAAUGUGCUGCAGCAAAUGCAACUUACUAGCAUGUUCCUUGCUCAGCGCCAGCAGCAGCUGCAGCAGCAAUUGGCCACUCUCACUGCUACCGCCCAGGGCCUCAACUUGAACACCAAUAUGCAGCACAUGCCAUACCAGCAGGGUCCUAUGUCUCCGCAAGUCGGACAACCCUACUAUGGCCAGCAACAAAUGCAACAACCGCAGAUGCAAGCCCCGAUGGAGGUGCCUGGUCAACCUGGUGUUUACCUCGUCUACAACCCCGCCAUCCAGGGCUACACUUACGUGGUCGGUCAGUCAUUGCAAGAGCAACAGCAACAACAGCAACAGUUGUACCAUCAGCAGCAGCAACAGCAGCGAGUCAUCUCGCCAUCUCAGCAGACUCAGAUGCCCCAAUUUGCUGCUCCUCAGCAGCAGUUUGAGCAAACUCCCUCCGCCUUCGGCGCUGCGCCUGCACCCUCAAUCGAACGCAUCACGCCUACCAACGGUAGAUCAUUCACACCUCCUAAGAAGGCCCCUUCGCCUCCGACGACCAUUGAACAUGUUGAGCCGUUGCCUCCUCCGUCUGCCACGGCGUUCCGCCGUGGCCACAAGAAAGCUGCUUCGCUCGCCAUCAAUCCAUUUGCCACCACUACGUUGGAUGGCCCAAAGACGGCGUCGAUUGCAACUUUUGGUGCUCAGCGCAGUGCCGCUUUUGCUGCUCCUCCUCUCACUGGCACCUUUGGUCCCGGUGCUGCCCGAGCGGGCGAGCACCCCAUUCGUCAGCCCCGAGGUCCUCCUCCGCUUGACCAGCUUACUGCCGCUCCUACUAGCCGUCAUGAAGGUAGCAAGAACUUCGCCACACGUCAGCGCCGUCGUGCUCUGGAUAGCUUGACCCGCGCUGGCAACGUGCGUCGUGGCGGUGCCACUCGCUCUGCAGGUGGCAGCCCUCUCGGCGAUGAUGACCGUGCUCCUCUCGGCAGCCGCAGCUCUUCUUUCACCCGCAAGAUGAGCCCCAUUGGCUCAGAGAUGCAGGAGAAGCGCAGCAGCCAGGGCUCUGCAUCUAGCAUCUCCUCGUCGAGCAGCGUCGAGGACGUCAAUGGGCUGUACAAGGCCCCGCUGACGCCUGUCACACCCGUCACGGUCGAUGCGGCUACGAGGAAGAAGCUCGGUGUGCUCGGUGGAGUGUUGAACGCCGCCGAGAAGCGCAAGACUCUCGCACUUUAAAAUAUGGUUGGGACACGGUUGUGGACAUCUCUUGUCGAGCAAGACAAUACGGCUUUACUUUGUGCGGCGGCGAAUUAUCUCGGUAUUAUUAGGCAGGAAGGGAGAAAUUCACUCUGAUUGAUAUGGAAGGAAUAAAGAACUAUUUCCCAGUGAUUACCGCUUCGCUUCGCUGUCCGCUUGCCAUGACUCAUGACCAUGACUGUCUUUCUCCAGAUAUCCUUCCACCUCAAUCUACACCAAUGUCCUCCAGUCAAGGCCUACAUCCUGCCCCAGCUCUAGAAUUUAUCAACGAUCCUUCAAAUGAAGCACGCACGUUGUGCACGUACGUAGAGUAACAUUGCCUUCC